AUGAAUAACUAUGCGGCUGACAGACUUCCCCAGAAUACUGUCGUCGAUGGGGAGGAGAGGGGCGGGAAAUCCUAUGAUCUCAACUCAUCCUAUCAACUCCUCGAAAACCGUGCCGUCAUCCGCAUCAUUCUGCCGUUGGCAAUAUUUCAAACCCUCUUCUACAUUGCUUUCGCUGUCAGCGGCGCAGUUGUCUCGCUAUUUCAUGCAGACUUGGAAAAGGUCCCAUACGUGACGUUAACUUCGGUCACCUAUUCUAUCCCGUACUACACGGUGAUGUCUCCGAUUCUCAUAUGGCUCGCCAUACGAUGGUCCCAGCAGCUGAAAGAAACGAAGUUGAAAGCGCUCACCAGACCAACAUUGAACGACAACGAUGUUUAUUUCCAAUCGUAUAGAGAGGCUUGGAACAAACCACGAACGAAAAAAUAG
Messenger RNA from Cooperia oncophora, 426 nucleotides. The record is from the annotation of a GenBank genome assembly. Lineage: Eukaryota; Metazoa; Nematoda; Chromadorea; Rhabditida; Trichostrongylidae.